AUGAGAAUGUCAUUGAAUACCUUUGCACUUGUGAUGCUUCUCUUAUUCACAAUAACUGCUGACCAAUGUUUGAGCUGCAUUGAACAAGAGAACCAGGCUCUUCUCAACUUCAAAAAAAGCAUUCGCAGCUUCUUUGAUGAUGAUCCAUCAUCACCACCUAUACUUUCCUCAUGGGAAGGGCAUGAAUGCUGCCAGUGGGAAGGCAUAGCUUGCAACAAUGUUACUGGACAUGUUGUCAAGAUUGAACUCAGCAGCAGUUGUGUAUCAAGCCCUUCAUCAUGGGGAGACACUGCUAAUAUAGAACCAAACUAUGAUGAAUUUUUCCCUUAUUUGUUUGUUGAACACUUGAAUUCAUCUCUGUUACACUUAAAACACUUGAGCCAUUUGGAUUUGAGUGGAGUCUUACUUUAUUCGAGUCCGGCCAAGUUCCUUGGUUCUAUGCAACAACUUAGAUAUCUUAAUCUGUGGACUGAGUUUAAAGGCAUGAUUCCCAGCAGUAUUGGAAACCUCACCAAUUUGCGUGUUCUUUGCAUCAGUAACUUUGAGGCUUAUUCUGAUGAUCUUAGUUGGGUUGCUCAACUUUCAUCAUUACAAUACCUUGGCUUCUUUGGUGUUAAUCUUUCCACGGCACACAAUUUGUUUCAGGUACUUAACAUGCUUCCUUCUUUGUCUCAGAUACACCUAGUUGAUUGUGGGCUUGGAAACAUGCCAAUUCCUCUUCAUCCAAUUAACCUCAUGAACCUUACAAAUGUUCAAGUUCUCAAUCUUGAAAGUAAUAAUCUCAAAGAUCCAGUUCUUGAUGCUUUCAGUAACCUGACUUCAAUUAGAUUUUUUCACAUUUCACAAAACAGCUUAACUUCAUUGCCACAGUGGUUUGAUAAGCUUAACAAACUUGUUGGUCUGUACCUUGCUGGCAAUCAACAACUUUCUGGUCAGUUUCUUCUUAAUCUUCAAAACAUGACCUUCAUGCCCUUCAUUAGAGAGUUUGACCUUAGUAGUACCAAUCUAUAUUCUGUACCUUCAUGGUUAAGUAAUUGCAAGAGCCUUGUGAAGUUAGGCCUUGCAUACACUUUCCUUCACGGAUCAAUUCCAUAUGCUCUAAGAAAUUUGACAUCCCUCACAGUUCUUAACCUCUGGGGCAACAAACUCACUUCAGUUCCAAUUUGGUUAGGUGAGUUAAAGAGUCUUAUCCAUCUCUCUCUUGGAAGCAAUGAUAUCACUAGUGUAGAGGAGGGUUCUCUGGCAUCAAUUUUGGGAAAUAUGUGUCAUUUAAAAGAUUUUUUUUUGUCUGGACACAAGCUUCAAGGAGAGUUAUUUCCCAGUAAUUCAAAUAUAUCUUGCUGCAACAACUAUGAAUUGGAGGUGUUAGAUUUGAGUCAUAACAACUUCAGUGGUAAGUUACCAAGUUGGUUGGGGAAAUUAAAAAAUUUAAAUUACCUUGAUCUCAGCUCAAAUUCAUUUUCUGGCCCCAUUCCACAUAGUCUUGGAGAACUGGUGAAUCUUACAAGCUUGGAGUUUUCUUCUAACCUUUUUGAUGGUGUUAUUCCUUGGAGUAUUGGGCAGCUUCAAAACCUAAACACACUAGAUCUUUCAUCCAACUUCUUUACUGGUGUCAUUCCUUGGAGUCUUGGACAACUCAAAAAUCUGUUUUACUUUAAUCUUUCUUCUAACUCUUUGGAAGGAACGAUUAGCCAUUUAGAGAGAUGGAUUGCAAUGAAGAGUCUUAGCACCUUGUGUCUCUCGAAUAACCAACUCAAUGGAUCGAUUCCAGAAAACCUUGGUGAGAUAAUGCCUAGUUUGAGGUACUUGGCACUUGACAAUAACCAUAUAAGUGGUUCAAUGCCAACUUCAUUGUGCAAACUCAAAGAAUUGGUGAUUAUUGAUAUUUCCAGCAACGAAUUAUCGGGUGGAAUUCCAAAGUGCUGGAGGGAUGGACUUGUAGAAGAAAUUGAUUUGUCAUCAAACAAGUUAUCAGGUGUCAUUCCAAACUCUAUUUGGAAUAUGUCAUCAUUGGUGUGGCUGCAUUUGAAUAACAAUAGUCUUCAUGGAGAGCUUCCAUUGUCCUUAAACUUCAAAAAACUGCUGAUUUUGGAUCUUGGUGAGAAUCAAUUAUCAGGAGCCAUACCUUCAUGGAAGGAUGACACGUUUUUCGAGCUGCAAAUUCUUAGAUUGCGGGGAAACAUGUUCAAUGGUACUGUCCCUUCAAACUUGUGCCAAUUUGGUAAAUUGAAAAUAUUGGACCUUGCUAACAACAGUUUAAGAGGUGCAAUACCUCAUUGCAUUGGCAAUAUCACAGGAAUGGUUUUAGAAACAAAAAUCUUGUCAAAUGGGACAGUAGUCAAUGGCACCAAGCAAUGGAAUCAAGAGGAUGUCAAGCAAGUCAUCAAGGGAAGAGAGUUUGAUUACACUAAAAAUUUGGUUCUUCUAACCAACUUGGACUUGUCAAACAAUAGAUUGGAUGGACUAAUUCCUGAAGAACUAUCCUCACUUUCAGGAUUACAUGGACUGAAUUUGUCUUAUAAUAAUUUGUCUGGAGAGAUACCUGAAACAAUAGGAGAUAUGAGAUCACUAGAAUCUCUUGACUUCUCUCAUAACCACCUCUUUGGUGCUAUUCCAAAUAGCAUGUCCAGUUUAACUUUUCUUAGCCACUUGAACUUGUCAAACAACAACUUUUCAGGUCCAAUUCCAAGAGGUAACCAGUUCCAGGUUCUUGAUGAUCCACUUAUUUACUCUGGCAAUCCAUUUCUCUGUGGAGUUCCACUUAAAACAAUCUGCCCUGGUGAUGUUUCUCAUCAAGAUUCUCAUGACGAAGGCUAUGAAGAUGAAGCCGGAGAAAAUGACAAGUCAGAUAAAAUAUUGUUUUACUUUGUCAUAGCCGUCGGCUUUGCAACUGGCUUCUGGGGAAUUAUUUGUGUUUUGUAUUUCAAGAAGAAUUGGAGAUAUGCUUGCUUUGGAUAUGUGGAUGAGGUAGCAGACAGAAUUUAUGUUGCAAUUGUGUUGAAAGUAGCAAAACUGAAGAACAGGUUGCAGUAA
Messenger RNA from Arachis stenosperma, 3033 nucleotides. Its product is annotated as receptor-like protein EIX2. Bases 1 to 3033 code for a protein of 1010 amino acids. The record is from RefSeq and is a predicted model, not a curated record. Lineage: Eukaryota; Viridiplantae; Streptophyta; Magnoliopsida; Fabales; Fabaceae. Gene Ontology annotation, molecular function: protein binding. The transcript has a single exon.